UUCUCUCUCAUUCUUGAGACUGAAUUUGAAGUUGAAGGUCAAGGGAAAAUGGCCCAUUACCAUACAGACUAUGAAAAGAACGAUGAAGUGGAGUUUGUCCAAACUGGCUAUGGGAAGGAUAUGGUGAAAGUUCUCCAUAUUCAACGAGAUGGAAAAUACCACAGCAUCAAAGAGGUGGCAACUUCAGUGCAACUGACUCUGAGAUCCAAGAAAGAUUACCUACAUGGCGAUAAUUCUGACAUCAUCCCUACAGACACCAUCAAGAACACAGUACACGCCUUGGCGAAGCUCAAAGGGAUAAAAAGCAUAGAGGCCUUUGCUAUGCAUAUCUGCAAGCACUUUCUUUCUUCCUUUAACCAUGUCACCCGAGCUCACGUUUAUGUGGAAGAGGUUCCUUGGAAGCGCUUUGAGAAGAAUGGAACCAAGCAUGUGCAUGCGUUUAUUCACACCCCCACUGGAACCCACUUCUGUGAGGUGGAGCAGAUGAGGAAUGGACCUCCAGUCAUUCAUUCCGGAAUCAAAGACUUGAAGGUUCUGAAAACAACCCAGUCUGGAUUUGAAGGAUUCAUUAAGGACCGGUUCACCACUCUCCCUGAGGUGAAGGACCGGUGCUUUGCUACUCAGGUUUACUGCAAGUGGCGCUACCAGAGAAGAGAUGUGGACUUCGAGGCUACGUGGGGCACUGUUCGGGACAUUGUCCUGAAGAAAUUUGCUGGCCCCUAUGACAAAGGCGAGUACUCGCCCUCUGUCCAGAAGACACUCUACGACAUACAAGUGCUCUCCCUGAGCCAGAUUCCUGAGAUUGAAGAUAUGGAAAUCAGCCUGCCAAACAUUCACUACUUUAACAUCGACAUGUCCAAAAUGGGAUUGAUUAACAAGGAAGAGGUCUUGCUGCCACUAGACAAUCCAUAUGGCAAAAUCACAGGGACAGUCAAGAGGAAGCUGUCUUCAAGGCUCUGACAUUGCAGCCACCAACAGGAAUCCACUGGACUGAAGAGCUCUUUGUCACCUGUGAUGCUGGGGAUUACAUCAUGUUUCCCUGUACAAAUUUCAACCUAGGCUAUUGACUGUUUACUUCCUCUGGAUUACCUUAGUAAUUACAAUACUUUCUAUGAUAUGGGUAGUUUACUUUAAAGAUGCUGAACAGUGUCAGCAUAACCCCAAUGUUUCUGUUUGGUUGUUUUGUGCCUUUCUGCCUUAGAAUCAGUCUUUAGAAUCAGCUCAUGAAGAAAAAAAGUCAUGAAUUAGCGACAAUGCCACCUCAAUUUGAACAUGAGUUUUAAGAAGCAAACAUUGCUCUGGGAGGUGCAGAAAAUACAAUAAAAUCAUGUGAAAAUAUCAUUAUUAUGAUUCCAGUUGACUGAAUAUUUGAAUGUUAAAAACCCUUUAGCAUAUGUAUCAUUGGUAGUUUAUUUCUACCCUAAUGAUAAUUUCAUGAUCAUGCUGUGUUGCU
Messenger RNA from Nannospalax galili (Upper Galilee mountains blind mole rat), 1453 nucleotides. RefSeq names its product uricase. Gene Ontology annotation, cellular component: peroxisome. The record is from RefSeq and is a predicted model, not a curated record. The transcript is spliced from 8 exons. Lineage: Eukaryota; Metazoa; Chordata; Mammalia; Rodentia; Spalacidae. Gene Ontology annotation, molecular function: urate oxidase activity. Gene Ontology annotation, biological process: purine nucleobase catabolic process; urate catabolic process. Bases 49 to 960 code for a protein of 303 amino acids.